This is a messenger RNA of Opisthorchis viverrini, 4137 nucleotides long. RefSeq lists its product as hypothetical. Gene Ontology annotation, biological process: regulation of DNA-templated transcription. Gene Ontology annotation, molecular function: DNA binding. The record is from RefSeq and is a predicted model, not a curated record. The annotation marks the transcript as partial. NCBI's taxonomy places the organism in Eukaryota, Metazoa, Platyhelminthes, Trematoda, Opisthorchiida, Opisthorchiidae. The transcript has 3 exons.
UUUUAUUCUCGCCCUCCCCAUAAACCUCGUGCGUGCCCUGGGCAAGGGACACUGACGCGACAUGACACGGUUGUAUCCUGUCACACUGAAUCGCAUAACUCGUUGUUCUACCCAGAUGCAGCACUCUGUUUCGCUUCGGGCGUGACAACACUGGUCAAGAAAUUCGGAGAAUUCUUCACGCUCAUCACUUUUGCUGCCCACCCUAGAAAGAGGAUGGGCCUACUGCCGUUACUGAAUGCUGUGGACGUACUGAUUUUACAUUGUCCUUUAUGUUGUUUUCACACACAUUGGCUUGCCCAAUUGGAGACCCAUUUCAAUCUGGAACAUGAUUCAGAAACUGUGGAUUUUAUGCUUUAUCAGUGCUCGCGUUGUCAGAAAAUUGCCUCCUCAAAGUCUUUCCUAACCGAACACCUGGAAUUGCAUCACAAGUCACCGGUACUAAAGCACAAUGGCCGUUCGGAGGCCAUUGACAAUGAAGUUGGUGCUGGUGCUGGCGGCGGUUGCGGCUCAGUGGUACUAGAAAACGGUCUUAUCGACCAACAUUCGAGUGAAAAUAGUAAUGAUAGCAAUGCGUCGAUGGAAUUGAAAGAGAAUAGAAAAAACAGCGAGCAUUCCAGUCCGCAAACCAGGGAUGACGGUAUAAGCAAAUCAGAAAAGAAACCUGGAGCUUACGUGAAAACUCUAUUUGUCGGUCAGUUAUGUGGUCGUUCCUCUGUGCGAACGGAGAACGUCUCGCAAAACGGCCCCAUGCUUGGCAUUCAGCAUCAGUGUUUAUUCUGUGAGUAUACCACCGCCCAUCCGAAACAGUUAUCUGAACACUACGCUCGACAUGGUAUCCGACAACUUCGGUUGCCCUUGGAGCUAGAAAACAGUGUCAGUUCGAUGGCGGAACCCCGGUCAUCCCCAGAAAAGUCGAUGCAUUCCGCUCCAGAUUCAACCCGUUCUGUUUUGACCCAACUUCGAUCCAAUCCGCUGGCGGCAAUGGAUGAAUUGGCAAAGUUCGUGGCAUCCGGGUCACAUCGAUAUGAUCUACCACCCGCCCUAAUGGCUCCAGUGUUAUCCAGUCAGAUCAAGGUACGAGAAUCUAGCAAGUCAACCUCAUCACACCAGUCCAUCAGAGACCAUCUAGAUAGGAGAGACUGUACUGGGAGAGAGAAUUCAGCCACAUCUUCGAACAGCUCAUUUUGUUGUGCCUCUUACCAUCCAACUGGAAAUCGAAGGAAACGCCACUCCAGCUGCGAAGCUUUGCUGCACUCGCAACACAAACGUUUUGCGGAGGAUCGUGACUACAACACACUGGAAGAAAUGCAACCGAAUUUCACUCGACUUUUGACCUGCAAUGAACCUCAUCGAGACAAAAGCUUGAAUCCAUCCUAUCCCUUCCGCUCUUCAGACUUGAUUGCGGCAGCACAGUUGAUGGAAAGAGCGUCCACUAAAAGUGGCAUUGAUAACGUUCAUGACGUACUGGCUUCCUCAGCUAAGAGAACCACCAGCCCGCCACCACACGUGAGCGCCCUCCAGACUAGCUAUUCACGGCUGAGCCCAUUACAGGCUUCCCUAUCAACAGGUGUCAAUCCUUUGCUUAUCUCCGCACUGAUGUCAUCAGGAUGUUGGCCCUUUUCAAAUCAGUUGUCUAAUGAGUGUGAUGGUGUAAAAAAUUUAUUGAAUGGUUCACUCGAGAGCUCACAAUCAGCUAGUCUCCUAAGCACUAUCAAUCGAACACCAGCUUCCGGAUUCCCACCAGUUCUUUCACCUGUAUCGACUGCGGUUUCACCAAAUCCCUAUAAAAUGAACCAAAGUAGAAGUCCGAAACUACAUUCCUCCGCGUUGACAAGCACCACUACGAGCAGCCUCAUUCAGGCUGUCAAGCAGAUUCCAGAUGCGACCACCUCUCAGUCGCCCAGUCAGUUCAGCCAUUCAUCACCGAUGGCAUUCGGUGGUGGAUCGAACGUGCCGUCCAUGACUUCCAGGUCAUUUAUCAACUGCCCACCAUUCAGUUCGCUCAGCAAUCAAGCAAACAACACUAAUGCUAUGCUUAACCAACAACUCGCUUUCCCAAUUCCACUGAACUUCCUUGGAAACGGUACUCUGAAUAAUGAUCCAAGUCAGUCAGCUCUAGCGAAUGCACUGUCAGCAUGGUGUCAUCAACACAUUGAGACUUCAAAUUUACUACCCUAUAACUUAUCCGGAACUGGACUCACUUCCGGUUCCACGGCGACCAGUACGGUUAACAAUGAAAGUAACCUCAUUGCCAACCUCUUCAGUUCGACAAGCUGUCCCAUGGACAUCAAAACUUCGUUACUACCAAACAGAGACAGUCCGAACAAUAGCAUGGCACAUACAUCACAUACAACCACACGUACCAAUUACCCUGGUGAAAUGGUUCUCCCUAAUGUCACUGAGAAUGGAAUGAUUUCACCCCUAAGGAAUCCAUUAACUAAUACACCCUUUGGAAAUGCUGCCUCUACGCUGAACUGCAAUACCUCUCCCUUUGUGCCCUUUACGUCAUCAGCCAAAUAUAACAGCAGUCAGGAAACGCAACCCAAUAUCGCAAUAUCCCAACCUUCCUCCCUAGCUGCAAUGAUGGCCGCGGCUGCUGCAGCUAUGGCAGGUAUUUGCAGACCGAACUCUCGAGAUGUCUACAACCUUGGUAUCACAUCAACUGCAAACAACACAGGUGGCACUGGGAGUGGCAACGGUGGCGCGGAACAUUCUCGGCUGGCGGACGACGAAGUGGAGGAGGAACGAAGCGAAGAGGAAGUCGACACAGAAGUGGAUGAAUUCAUGCAAGAAAUUCUCCUGCACCGCGAAGGUAGGGGUGGUUCCGCGUCUCCUGGCAUGGGAACGGUCGAUUUUCUUGAAUCCAAGGCUGCUAAGCAUUCCCGUCCACCUUCGCGAAUGAACGGAGAAACGAGAGGAGAGAAAGGUUCUUGUCUGGUGACUCCCGAAAAAGAUACAGCCGACGGCUGCACUACUGAAGUCAAGUCACAUUCGCGCAGUGCACCGGGUUUGUCAAGUAACAAUAUAUCUCCGAGUUCACUCAGUACGGAAAGUCGCCGAAGUGAACUAUCCUACACCGGACAUCAGCGUGGUACACAAGACUCACUGUUGAACAGAAAUUCAGCAUUCAGCGAUGUGAGUGCAAACGAAGGUGAUCACACAUGCACUUCAAGUACAAACCAAGGACCCAGUAACGUUGUUGGUCCAAGUGGACUUUUCAGCAUACGUCGAGCCGUCGGGUUAUCACGAACCAAUCUGCCAUUCCCUGCACGAAAGCGCCUGUUUGGUUGGUUGGUAGAUCACUUACGAGAGCCUUACCCAUCCGAAGAGGAGAAGAUGAUGCUUGCAAUGGAAACCGGUCUAUCAAGAACUACAGUCAACAACUGGUUUAUCAAUGCACGCCGCCGGUAUGUCAAACCACUCAUGCAAGGUCGUCUUGUGCUACAGUCGGGCGUUUUCAAAACCGUCUCUAGCGAGAGUUGUACUCCCAUUUCGCCAUCAUCACCAACUAGUACAUCUGGCUAUAAUGCGGCUCAAACCUCACCAAACGCCUCAGCAUUUCCUUCUACUGUUAAACCAAACUGCACACAAAAUGCCAUGUCAGACAAUCCCCUCAAUAUGGUACGUGGUGAACGACCUGGAUCAAGGCGUGGAUCAACUGUGUCUCAGUUCUCCUUGCCCUUCAGCUCCUCUGUGUUUCCAUCAACAAACGCUUCUGCAACAUCCCUAAUCGGUGAAGUGCCAUCAAUCCCAUCUAGUUUGGCCGCUGCAGCAGCCGCUACAUCACCCUUCAAUUCCAAUCUUUUCCAGCAGCAAGCCAUCACAUCUGUGCUAUCUAGCCAAAAAACUGGUUCAGGAGAAGGUUUGUCAGCGAUGGCAAUUGCGGCUGCUGCGGCUGCUGCCUUUGCUAGAGCUGGGAUCUCUGCAUCGAACAGUGUAUCCGAUCCCGGUACAGUGUUCACAUCCGCUUUCAGCACGGCCCUCGGUUCCUCCCUAUCUUCUUCGUCCCCUAAUUCUUUGCCCCAUUUAACUACCCUAUCCGAUUCGUCCCUGGAACUAAAUGCUUUGGACAAGAGUUCACUCAUGUCGAAAAGCAUUCUUUGUGCGACCAAUUCGGAGAAGCUUUCUGGAGACUGA